AUGGAAACACGGUCGGGUCGUAAACUAAGUUCGGCAAAUACUCGUACGGCAAAAGCGUUGCCCCUACCACCGUCGGCAGAGGAAACGCACCCUGAUGCCGCCGCCUCGGCGUCGGUGUCCACCGUACCACCGAUCGCAGUCAGUGCUCGCAGCACAUCGACCUGCAGCCGCUCAUCAGCUACGGUUCGUGCUAAGAAGCUUGCAGCGGAAGCGCUACACGCACAACGGCUCGCCAAGAUCGAGUUGGAGGCAGCCGAAGCACGUCGCCGUGUUGAGUUGGAGGUGGCGAGAAAGAAAUAUAAUGCAGAAAUUGCAGAAAUUGAAGCAGCCAGCUGUCGGGGCAGCCGAUCUAGUGAUCAUGCUAGUAUUGGUCGUAGCUGCAAUGAAGAUGUGGAUAAAUGCACACAGGAGUCCGGAGAGUCAAGUUCGCAUGCUGUAGACAAUAAUGCGGACCAGCCGCGUUCAGAAUUGGUGACUCAGACGUCUUCAGAUAAUUCUAUUAAUGUAACGGCACUAACUUCGCGUAGACAGUCUAAUAUUUCAAAUAUUCUAACGGCGGAAGAUUUAAAUCUUGCUGAGUCACAUAUACUACGUCGUAGCCAAGAAGACGAUUUUCAAGAAGAGAUUGCAUACAUUGCUAAUAAUCGGCCACUUAACCUCAGAGUCGUCUCCGCAAGCUGUCACCACAAAUUGGUCCUGACAAACUUAUACAUCUCUGGUCGUAUUACAGCGGUUUUAGAUGUCAAUGAAGAAGAUAAGUUUUCUAUUUUUUUUAGAUGGAAACAUCCAAGUAUUCUCCUUUAAUUCAUUAUUAUCAUGUUCGAACUCCUCAUGGAAAUACGGAAACCAUUGUUAACGAGCUUCGACAAAAAUACUGGAUUCUUGGAUUACGCAAUGCUGUGCGAUCAAUUGCUCACAGCUGGCAGCUCCUUACCAGCGACACUGCAAUAGAGAUCUAAUUCACGCAAUAACUGGAGAAUUGCUGUAUGACUAAGUGACAUGUUUUGGGUAAGAGAAUAUCUCCCCGGUUUACUGUCCCGUCGUUCAAGUUCCAGCUCUACAGCACCAAGUAUUUCUAUCGAAGAUGUUGUUCUUAUAGCUGAUGGAGAUUUACCCCGAGGUACAUGGCCGCGAGGU
Messenger RNA from Galleria mellonella (greater wax moth), 1137 nucleotides. RefSeq lists its product as uncharacterized. The record is from RefSeq and is a predicted model, not a curated record. NCBI's taxonomy places the organism in Eukaryota, Metazoa, Arthropoda, Insecta, Lepidoptera, Pyralidae. Bases 1 to 804 code for a protein of 267 amino acids. The transcript is spliced from 2 exons.